Molecule: messenger RNA, 1488 nt
Organism: Rotaria sp. Silwood1
Lineage: Eukaryota; Metazoa; Rotifera; Eurotatoria; Philodinida; Philodinidae
Source: the annotation of a GenBank genome assembly
AUGAAUAUUUUACUUUUAUAUGUGCGUAAUUCCAUUAGUAACGUGGGAACUUAUAUUGUUAAUUAUGAUUAUAUAGCAAAAACAUCGGAUGAAUUAACAAUACGAAAAGGAGAUAUUAUAACUGAUGUUGUACAAUCCGAUGAUGGAUGGUUAAAAGGAAAAUGUCAAGGAAAGAUUGGUUAUUUUCCAGAUACUAAUGUUACAUUAGUAGACAAAGAAAAGGCAAAUAAACGAACAUUUAUAACAAUAAAUACUGGAAAAAAAAAUGAAAUUACACAAAAACGUUCACUUAUACAUAAUAAUACUUCUUCUCAAAAUAGUACAUUAUUUCAAGUGAAAGCUCUUUAUACAUAUCAAUCAAUGCAGGAUGAUGAAUUAUCUAUUAAACCAAAUGAUAUUAUUAAUGUUACUCAAUUGAUUGAAAAAGGUUGGUAUGAAGGUAUACUUAAUGGUAAAAUUGGUUUCUUUCCAUCGAAUUAUGUUAUACGUAUCAAUGAAGAUAACAGUAAGACAAAUCAAGUAAUUAAACAGAAAUCUAUUAAUGGUCAUCAUACACCUGUUCAACAUGAAAUAUCAAAGAAAACAUCUUUAAUAAAAGCUCGUGUUUUGCAUGAUUAUGAAGCAGAAGCUAAAGAUGAAUUAACAUUAAAGACUAAUGAUAUUGUUACUAUACUUGAUAAAAAUCUUGAUGAUGAAGGAUGGUGGAAGGGUGAAUUGAACGGACGAAUCGGAAUCUUUCCUGAUAAUUGUGUUGAAGAAAUUUCUGAAUUAACGAAUUCAAAACAUCGACCAAAAACACCUGAAAUUGGAGCUAGACAUCCUUCUCAAGCAUUAUCAAAAAGAAAAUCCAACAAUGAUGAUUCAUCUCAUAAUCUUUCUAAUGAACCUCAACAUACUACGAAGUCACGAUCAGUUAGUUUCAAAGAUGAUGAUUCAAAGCAAGAUCAUUAUAGAGAAGUGAAAAAUCUUGAUUCUGAAGAAAAAUUAAGUGACAUUGAUAAACAAACAUCAAUUUUACGUAAUCGGCAAUUAUCAGCAAUAGGAAGAAAAAAUGAAAAUGGAUUAAUUAGAACAACUGGUUCACUUGAUGAAACAAUUCGUUCGCAAUCAGUUGAUUUAAAAAGUGAAAAUAAAAUGCAUACUCCAACGCCUCCAUCAUAUCAACGAGAACCAGGUCAAGUAGAAUCACCUCGUUAUGCUAAUCGUUCAUAUUCAAUAACCAGUACAAAUAAUUCUACACUAAUUAAUACUAAUGAAUCAAGAGAUUCUCUUUCUGGUAGUACAACAACAACAACAAUAACACUUGAACAAUUAAAAAAAGAUUUAAUGCAAAUAAAAUUAACAAUGAAUGAAAUGAAAUUAAAAUUUACUGAUCAAAUACAAGAUCUUAUUCAUGAAUUAGAUGAAGAAAAAAAAGCUCGUGCUACAUUACAAAUUGAAAUUGAACGUUUACAAAAACUUGUUCAAAAAUCAUCACGUCUUAAUUGA